AUGUCGGAUAACGAUAAUGUAGAUGAGGCGCAUGCUCUGUCAGAAUCAGAAGCUCAGGAUGUCCAGCACUUACGAGAAAUCGCUGGUGGAAUAGGUUACUUGGAUGCACUCAAGCUUUUGGAGGAAAGCUCUUGGAACUUGGAACGUGCCGUACAUAAACUAAUGGGGUUUGAAGACUCUAGUUUGAGGCAGAGAAGUACUGCAUCACACGCUUCGUCCGUGCCACAGGUUGAGUUGGUCCCUCCAAAUCAGCGAAUACUGAGGUCACGAAAUAGCACUCACACAUGGUUGUGGUCUACUGCUUUGUUUUUACUUGAACCUAUUCGAAUGGGAUGUAGCUUUUUCUUUGGAAUCGUCAAAUUUUUCGCUUCGUUCCUUUGGUCUGAUCCUCGGAAUCAGGUUACAGAUCCUGCCGGUGAUGUAACAAAAUUUAUCCAGCACUUCAAAGAAACCUACGGACCUGUGAAUACUAGUUUUGACGUUGAUGGCAAUUCAAAUCCAACUGAAAAUUCUACUUCUGAUUCAUUUCCACCUUUCUUUGAGGGAACUUAUGCCGAUGCUGUUCAAGAAGCUAAACAAAGUUUACGAUUUCUAAUUGUUUAUUUACAUGGAGAUUCACAUGAAGAUACUCAUCGGUUUUGCAAGGAUAUUCUUCAAUCGGAAGAUGUUUUACGGUUUCUUAGAAAUCCCAAUGAAUUAUUAUUUUGGGGUUGUAAUAUUGAGUCUCCUGAAGGUUAUCGUGUAUCACGAACUCUUCGAGAGCAUACAUAUCCGUUCAUCGGAGUCAUUGGCUUGACUAAUAUGCCAAUUUCGGAAAGUGGAAUCUAUACCGGGAGUAGCACACGAAUGGCGUUACUAGGGCGUAUAGAAGGCGUAUUAGAAUCAUCAGAACUUGUUAAUCAGUUAAAUAGUAUACUGAAUGAACAUCAAACAGCUAUAAUAACAGCUCGAUUAGACCGGAGCGAACGAGAAAUGAAUGCUCAAUUGAGGCGUGAGCAAGACUUAGCUUAUGAGGCAUCACUUGCUGAGGAUCGAGCUAAAAUGGCUGCUCGAGAGGCACAGCAACGAAGUGCUGCUUUAGAAGCGGAACAGCUAGCCAAAGAUGCAAAACGAAAGGAGGAUCUACAAAAAGCUCAUAUUAAUCGCAAGCGUAUAUGGAAAAAUAGGUUACCACCACCACCUAAGUUUGAAGAGGGAUCUACGGUACAGUUGUCAUUCAAAAUGCCACAUGGUUCCAGAGUUUCUCGCAUCUUCAACUUAAAUGAUUCUAUCAAGCUGCUCUACUAUUUCAUAUUAUCUCAGGAUGAUUCACCAACAGAAUUCGAAGUGCAAUCCAAUUUUCCUAAACGUAUUAUACCAUGUCAACCAUUUGAAGAAUCUGAUGUGGAAGACUACGUAAAUACUCCUGAUAAUAAGAUGGAUUGCGAUGAGCCUGAAGUGAUUACAGAUUGGUCUCCUAAAUGUCAGAAUGAUCCACCAUCAUUUUUUGAUAUUGAUUUGACAAGACCAGAAAUGUUGUUCGUUCUCAACAAGGAUGCAUGA
This is a messenger RNA of Schistosoma rodhaini, 1542 nucleotides long. Lineage: Eukaryota; Metazoa; Platyhelminthes; Trematoda; Strigeidida; Schistosomatidae. The record is from the annotation of a GenBank genome assembly.